Carassius gibelio (silver crucian carp) is the source of this 7471-nucleotide messenger RNA. It is a transcript of the gene synj1, whose product is annotated as synaptojanin 1. Gene Ontology annotation, molecular function: phosphatidylinositol-4,5-bisphosphate 5-phosphatase activity; RNA binding. Gene Ontology annotation, biological process: phosphatidylinositol dephosphorylation; synaptic vesicle endocytosis. Lineage: Eukaryota; Metazoa; Chordata; Actinopteri; Cypriniformes; Cyprinidae. The transcript is spliced from 33 exons. Bases 363 to 5186 code for a protein of 1607 amino acids. The record is from RefSeq and is a predicted model, not a curated record.
AUCAUUUUGUUUCUAGCCUUAUACGAUCUCCAGUCCGGGGGAGACACACACAACUCUGACAGAUCUGAUUGUUGGUGGUGUGGCAUCGUGAUGAGCACCUGUCAUCCUCUAUUUCUGCACGGUUUAUUUCAUUUGAGUCAGACAUUUUAACUCGUUGCUUGGGAUUUGGCUUCGUUCUCUUAACCUUUGCUGUCGUGUUGCUGAAAUAUAGCAUAUCUAGCAUGUUGUUUGUAAGCAUCUUGUUCUGUUACUUUUCGUAUAAUACGCUGAACAUGCAUGGUUCUAUUGCAAGUGUAUUUUUAGAAACGAAAUUCUGAAUUUACAAAAAACCGAAUUGUGGCUGAAACAGGUUGUGUCAAGUCAUGGCAUUCAGUAAAGGUUAUCGUAUUUAUCAUAAGCUGGAUCCACCUCCGUACAGUGUGAUUGUGGAGACCAGAAAUCGAGAGGAAUGCCUGAUGUUCGAGUCUGGAGCCGUUGCUGUUCUGUCGGCGGCAGAGAAGGAGACAAUCAAGUCUGCGUACACCAAGAUGCUUGAUGCUUAUGGGAUCCUGGGUGUUCUUCGUCUUAACCUUGGGGAUUCUAUGCUGCACAGCCUGGUGGUCGUAACGGGCUGCAGUUCAGUGGGAAAGGUCCAGGAUUCAGAAGUUUUUCGCGUAACAGGCACUGACUUUGUCUCUCUGAAAAACGACCCCUCGGAUGAGGACCGCAUCGCUGAUGUCAGAAAAAUCUUAAACUCUGGGAACUUCUAUUUCGCCUGGUCCUCCACCGGAGUGAGUCUGGACCUCAGCUUGAACGCACACCGCAGAAUCAGAGAAGACACAUCUGAUAAUCGAUUUUUCUGGAAUCAGUCCCUCCAUCUCCAUCUCAAGCAUUAUGGGGUGAACUGUGAUGACUGGCUGCUGAGGUUGAUGUGUGGCGGAGUAGAGAUCCGCACCAUCUACGCUGGGCACAAGCAGGCCAAAGCUUGCGUGAUCUCUCGGCUCAGCUCAGAGAGAGCAGGCACGCGUUUCAAUGUCCGAGGCACAAAUGACGACGGCCAGGUGGCAAACUUUGUAGAGACUGAGCAGGUUAUUUUCCUUGAUGACAAAGUGUCCUCCUUCAUUCAGAUCCGAGGGUCAAUACCUCUGUUCUGGGAGCAGCCAGGAAUUCAGGUCGGCUCUCAUCGUGUUAAGCUGUCCCGUGGUUUUGAAGCAAACGCACCGGCUUUUGAGAGACACUUUAGUGCCCUGAGGAAGCUGUAUGGCAAACAGGUGAUCAUCAACCUGCUGGGUAUGAAGGAGGGUGAACACAUGCUCAGCAAAGCAUUCCAGAGUCACCUGAAAGCUUCAGAGCAUGCAAAUGCUGUGAGAAUGUUGAACUUUGACUAUCAUCAGAUGGUUAAAGGUGGGAAGACUGACAAGCUCAUCAGUGUCCUGAAACCUCAGAUCAGCAAGUUUCUGGAGGAAUGCGGUUUCUUCUACUACUCAGGAGAGGCGGGCAUUCAGAGAUGUCAAAGUGGCACAAUUCGUUCCAAUUGUCUCGACUGCUUGGACCGAACAAACAGCGUCCAGGCCUUCAUUGCACUUGAGAUGCUCCCAAAACAAUUGGAAGACAUGGGUCUGACUGAGAAACCUCAGCUGGUGGCGCGGUUUCAGGAGGUUUUCCGCACCAUGUGGUCCACCAAUGGAGACUCGAUCAGCAAGAUCUACGCAGGCACUGGUGCUCUGGAUGGCAAGGCUAAGGGUGGAAAGCUAAAAGACGGAGCUCGCUCGGUCACAAGAACCAUUCAGAAUAACUUCUUUGACAGCUCUAAACAGGAAGCCAUUGAUAUCCUGAGACUGGGCAGCACCCUGAACAGUGACCUGGCAGAUAAGGCACGAGCCCUUCUUACAACCAGCAGCCUGUAUGUCACUGAGCCCAUUUUACAGUCAGCCUCUCCCAGAGUGCUUCUGGGCAUGUGUCAGAGCCACUUCAAGUACACACGUCCCAAAAAGAUCAGAGUGUGUGUGGGUACGUGGAACGUGAAUGGGGGCAAGCAGUUCCGCAGUAUUGCAUUUCGUAACCACACGCUCAAUGACUGGCUCCUGGAUGCCCCUAAGAAGGCCGGCCAUCCGGAAUUUCAGGAUGGAAAAGCCAACCCAGUGGACAUCUUUGCUAUUGGCUUUGAGGAAAUGGUGGAGCUUAAUGCUGGAAAUAUCGUCAGCGCAAGCACCACUAAUCAGAAGCUGUGGGCUGCAGAACUGCAGAAGAACAUCUCACGAGAUCACAAAUAUGUGCUGCUGGCCUCAGAGCAGCUGGUGGGUGUCUGUCUGUUCGUCUUCAUACGCCCUCAGCAUGCGCCAUUCAUCAGGGACGUUGCUGUGGACACAGUAAAGACUGGAAUGGGCGGAGCCACUGGUAAUAAAGGGGGUGUGGCUAUACGCAUGCUCUUCCACACCACCAGCAUCUGCUUUGUGUGCUCACACUUUGCCGCUGGCCAAUCACAGGUCAAAGAGAGGAACGAUGACUACACUGAAAUUGCGCGCAAACUGUCCUUCCCCAUGGGCCGGCUCCUGUUCUCCCAUGAUUAUGUAUUCUGGUGUGGAGACUUCAACUACCGAAUAAAUAUUCCUAAUGACGAGACAAAGGAGCUGAUCAGACAGCAAAAUUGGGAUGCACUGAUUGCUGGAGAUCAACUGGUAGAGCAGAAGAAUGCUGGACAGGUUUUUAAAGGCUUUAUUGAAGGGAAGCUGGAUUUUGCCCCCACUUACAAAUACGACCUGUUUUCGGAGGACUACGACACCAGUGAGAAGUGCCGCACACCAGCCUGGACUGACCGUGUGCUGUGGAAGAGAAGGAAGUGGAACUUUGAUAAAACUGCGGAAGAGUUGGAGUUGAAUGUCGUAGGAGCCCCAGUGAAUGAGGAAGAUCAGUGCCCAUGGAGCCCUGGAGAGCUCAAAUAUUAUAGCAGAGCAGAGCUCAAAACCUCUGAUCACAGGCCUGUGGUGGCUAUCAUAGAUGUGGACGUACUUGAGGUGGAUCCAGAGGCCAGACACCAGGUGUAUAAGGAAGUGAUCGCCCUGCAGGGUCCACCAGAUGGCACCAUCCUCGUCUCGCUCUGCACGUCUGGUCCUGAUGACUACUUUGAUGAUGCACUGAUAGAUGACCUGUUGGACAAGUUUGCUCAGUUUGGCGAGGUUAUUCUUAUCAGGUUUGUUGAAGAGAAAAUGUGGGUGACAUUUUUGGAGGGAUAUUCUGCUCUAGCAGCUCUAUCUUUGAGCGGCUCUACCGUGAAUGGUAAGACCAUAGACAUCCGUCUGAGGAGUCCAGGAUGGAUAAAGAGUCUAGAGGAGGAAAUGAGUGUGGAGAGAAUCUGCGGCAGCAUCCCAACAUCCACCAGCUCCACCCUGCUGGCAGAAAACUCUGACAUGGGAGAAGAGUAUGACAUGGAAGGUGAUGUGGAUGAGGAGAUUGAGGAUAUUUUACCCCAGCACCUGCAGCCUGGAGCAGGCAUGGAUCUAGGCUCGUCCCCUGCCCCAUCCCCACACACCAGCCCCUGCCCCUCUCCUACCUACGGAGAACCUGCACCCCCCAUCCGGCCCAGCAGAGCCCCUCCACGAACAGCUGGACCACCUCAGGGAGGAUUAAGCCCAGCAGCCAUUAGAAGGGAACUGGCAGGUUCUCCUGUUGAUGGUCAGCCAGCUGGAGCUCUCUUUCCACAGGGACUAGAGCCAAAACGUCCCCCUCCUCCACGGCCCAACGCCCCACCGGCCCGGCCCGCACCUCCGCAGCGCCCACCCCCACCCUCAGGAGGCAGAAGUCCCGCACCUGUUAGGAAAGGUUCAGCAGGCUUUGCUGAGCCUCUCGAUCUAGAGUUUGAUGUGACUGAUUAUGAAGGUCGAGGUCAAGCCACCGGAUCAGCCCCUGGAGGCGCCCCACGGCCGAUCCCACCUCGAGCAGGAGUCAUCAGCGUCCCUCCUCAGGCUAGACCUCCUCCUCCUGCUCAUCCUGGGGCCCCCAGACCCAUAGCAGAGGUGCAUACUGGAGCCCCACGACCCUCACUUGAUAAUCACCCUGGAGCUCCAAGACCCGUUCCUGAGCCCCAAAGCAAACCGUCUGAACUCCCUCUGGGUCCACCCCCCACACUGCCAGGUCCCAUGAGGCCUCAGAUGACAUCACCCAUGCAGCCCCAGUCCAUGUCGCCAAUGCAGCCUCCAGUCCAACCUCAACUGACCCCACCCAUACAAGCCCAGCUGCCUCCACCAAUGCAGCCCACCUUACCUGCCCCGCUGUACCCUCAGCCUGCUCCUCAAGCAUCUGCUGGAGCCGCUGCCGCCUCUCAGCCCGGACUGGCAUCUCCCAAGCCUCCACCCCGGAGCCGGUCCUCUCACGCACUGCCACCUGAGUCUGCUCCUGCUCCUGCUCCUGCUCCUGCAUUUCAGGCCAAGGACAUGAAUGGAGUACAAAGAGAAGCACAAUGGAAUCUAGACCCCUUCGACAUGUUUAACUCCCAGUCCCUCUUCCAAAAUUCAUUCUCCGCUUCUCUCCCUCGCUCCUCUUCCUCAUCCACCCCCUCCCCUUCUUCCUCCACGUUACCCAGCUCCCUCUCCCUGUUCUCAGCUCCGGAGACCAGCAGCACUCCAUGUCUCCUGCCUCCCCCUGCUCCCUCCCGCAGCAAGUCCCAGGAGACCCUCCGUUCAUCCCCCAACCCGUUCCUCAUAGAAGCCCAACCCAGACCCAACAGCACCAAUCCUUUCACUGGCAACUUGUUGUCCUCCCCCCGCCGAUCGCUCACGCCUGAUUUUUACACUCAGCAGCAGGCCCAAGAGGCCAGGUCGGGCCUAAACAGGGCCAUGUCAGCUGUGGUUCACAGUUCAACUCUUCCACCAUCAUUCUCCAGACAACAAUCCUUAGUUCCUGCUCCAGCAGCAGCCCCAGCCAAACAAACCCAAAAGUGGGUCACAUUCGAUGACGAUUCAGAUUUCCUUUCAAUGAAGGUUCCAUCCGCAGCUGGGACCGGCCCACUGCUUACACCCACAGUCUCAUCUGUUCCCUUCCCACAACCCCAGAGCAGCCUCCCCAGCUCAGGCUUUGGCAUAAACAGCAACUGGGCGUCGCUUCCCACGUCCUCGUUUCCCACAAUCCCUCCUCCGGUCCCUACCAGGACUAAUACCAGCGUUAAAAAAAACGCCCACAUCCCUUUCAGAAACGAAUUCACAGAGAGUUGAUGCAGUGGAGAAAGUGUACGUAAAAUAGAGAGAAAAUAUUAUUGUGUAUCUAUAAUAAGUGUAUGGUUUGUAUAAUAGCGUGUUGUUGGAAGUCUUGACGGGUUUGUCCGAAAUAAAUCUGACCGUUUCUUUUAGCCCAACUAAGAGGAAAUCAACACAGUAUGUCAGGACAUUUUGAGUUUUUUAAAUAAUGGGCAAAAAAACAACAACUGUCAUUUGCAUAUUAAUCUGCAUAUUUUAAUUCCAUCCUCUGCUUAUCCUCAUGUCAGAGCAAAGAAGAUAUUUUGAAAAAAAAAUAUUUUUUUUUUUGGAACCAUUGACUUCCAUUAUAUGGACAAAACCGGUUGAAACAUUGUUCAAAAUCUGUUCUUGUUUUGGUCCACUAUCCCCCUAUCCUGUAACCCACUGCAAAUAAGAAAACUUGUUAUUAUCAAACGCACAGAUUUAAAAUGCCUGGCUGUGUCUGACGUGUUUUACGCCAUUAUAUCUGUAAAAUGGGCUUGACCAGAGAUACUUGUUGGUUGUUGAACUCAUUAUGAAUGUGUCUGUUGCCUACGUUUAGAUUCAGAGCCUGCAGCAGUAACUGUUGCUGUGCUUUACUGCACACUCAAAUCAAGAGGCUUUAUUUUUCUGGGUGUUCACGCAAAAGACCCCCUCCCAUCCCCCGUGCAUCCUGUAGCACGCUUAGCUUGUCAAAAUAUAUCUUCUAUACAUAUUCAUAGUGAUUAUAUAAAUGUCUUCCUAGUGGGGAAAAAUGUAAAGUCGUUCUGAAUUGUGAUUUAUAUUUACAGCAUAUACAUGCCAUAUCUAAAGUGCACUGAAGAGCUCUGUCCUUUAGGCUUUUGAGUGGAGCAUGAGGGUCACAGCGGCUCUUCUCAUUCAUCAACACUGUAUGUAUAUACAUGUGCUUUCAUUUCAUCUGAUCCAAAGCUCACGACAGAACUGCUGUAUUAAACAAAUGCGCUGUGUGUUUGAUAUGGUGGGUUCCUCCUUCAGGAUUUCGGUCAUUCUUUCUUUUGUGCAAUGUGUACUUCUUCGCUCAAUGAAAUUGUGCUUUUUAAUUUCGAUGAACAGGUUGUGAGUAAAUCUAUUUAUUGUUAUGUGGAGGAAUACUGUGCUGUAUUUUGGAGUGCGCCCGUCUGUUUCUGUGUAUUUUAGCUGUUUGUGCGAGUGGGCUUGCGUGUUUGCAUCAGCAUAUUGAGGGAUUUGGAUAUCUUAGAGUCUGCUGACCCCAGAGUCAUUAUAGCAUUAUGUUUUCAAACUGAUUUUGAGAUAAAUAUUUAUCAAAUAUGGUAUAAUCUUGAGAGGUAACGCAAAACGCAUUGAAAAGCUACCUUUUUGUAACAAUGCUUUGUUGAUAAAAGGCUGGAGUACAAAGGCCCCAAAGGUGUUUAGUUGGUUCUGGGGAAGCAUAUCACGGUUCAGCCUCAGUUGUUUUUGUCGAUUGUAUAGCAUUCCAGAUUUUACUGAUCCAUUAUGGGUGAAUGAUCAGCCUUCAGGCAUUUGUUUUAUGUGAGCUGUCGAUUUACUCAUGUUCUGCAGGUUUUUAAUGUCCCUCAAGGGAACACUGAAAUGAUUCAUUCUUGGUUAAAGUGUUUGUAUUUCAGGAAAGCAGUGUUUUACUUGUGCUUUUGUUCCAUGUUUACAUUUUCGGUACAAAUUUUAACAUCUGCACUAGCUGUUUAAAAAGUUCGCCUGGGACGUGUUGGGCAACAUAUUUUGGCUUUAAGCAUUACAGAUUUUUGGAGCUUAAAAGCACUGAAAAGUUAGUCUCUUUUUGGGGUUUGGUUGAGGAAUGGGUCAGAAAAAGCCAGCCAGCAAGAUUGUGUGAAUUAAUGCAUGAGGAAACCAUUCCAAAACGCAUUCCAAAGCACUAACUGUGAAUAUCUCCAGAAUACAGACAAGUAUCAGGUUGUGGAUAAUGUUUUUUUUCUUUUGAUGACUGAUGAACACAAUGUAACCACUUAACAUUCAAAGGCAUUAGAAAUAAUUUGAUCAGAUGUUCUGUAUGUAAUGGAAUAACUGCUAGCGCCAGUUAUUAAUGAGAAGCAAGGUUUUAUAGGAAUGAACUCUUUUUGUGAAGUUAACAUUCCUUUCUAGCUUUUAGCCCAGUAGUAAACCGGUCUGUGAUAUUAACCUUAUAUAUGUAUGUAUACACAAACCACAAAACUGCAAUCAGUAACAAGUUCUCGAUCUGUAAUUUAAGUGCACACCAAAAGUGCACAUUUAUGUAUGGAGCAAUUGAUGUUGUAUGUAUGCAAUAAUAAAUGUAUUUCAACAUGAAA